Messenger RNA from Eriocheir sinensis (Chinese mitten crab), 2994 nucleotides. RefSeq lists its product as uncharacterized. Bases 1032 to 2141 code for a protein of 369 amino acids. NCBI's taxonomy places the organism in Eukaryota, Metazoa, Arthropoda, Malacostraca, Decapoda, Varunidae. The transcript is spliced from 3 exons. The record is from RefSeq and is a predicted model, not a curated record.
CUGUGGUGUGUCUGUGGGCCUGGCCGAGGGUGCAGGCAGCAGCUGCCUCGGACAAGGGUGCCCUAGCAGGCGGCGUCCAGCAGGCACCCGACCCCUCUCUAGGCCUGUGGGCAGGGCACUCACCCGCAGAGUGCCGGCACCUUCUUCUUCCUCUUCAUUCAUUCUUCUCCAGACCUUUGAGGCCCAGCAUGCCUUCCUUCCUCCCUCUCUGGUCUUCCUUCUUCUGUGUUCUUCAGUCAUUUUUCUCUGGGUGUUUCCGCCAAGAAUGUUCCACGCGGCACACUGCUGUACUGCCUGUGCCUUUAUCUCCCCUCAGCCCCAGCACAGUGCUCAGCCUUCCCUGCUGGAGCCACUUGCCCGUCCAUCACCCAGCCACUGGCCAACAAUACAAGGCUUGACAAGCACCACUGGAGUGUUCCUGCCUUGACCCAUUACAUAUUCUGCCUUUAAUUCCCUCAGGGCAGCAACCCUAACAAGCCAUCACAGCUCCCAGGCCGGCACUCUGCCCCAGUGGUCUCUGCUGGGCCGAGUUUAACAAGUCCAUCACAGCUCCCAGGCCGGCACUCUGCCCCAGUGGUCUCUGCUGGGCCGGGUUUAACAAGCCAUCACAGCUCCCAGGCCGGAACUCUGCCCCAGUGGUCUCUGCUGGGGUGGGUUUAACAAGUCCAUCACAGCUCCCAGGCUGGCACUCUGCCCCAGUGGUCUCUGCUAGGCUGGGUUUAACAAGCCAUCACAGCUCCCAGGCCGGCACUCUGCCCCAGUGGUCUCUGCUGGGCUGGGUUUAACAAGCCAUCACAGCUCCCAGGCUGGCACUCUGCCCCAGUGGUCUCUGCUGGGCUGGGUUUAACAAGCCAUCACAGCUCCCAGGCCGGCACUCUGCCCCAGUGGUCUAUGCUGGGCCGGGUUUAACAAGUCCAUCACAGCUCCCAGGCCGGCACUCUGAACCAGUGGUCUCUGCUGGGCCGGGUUUCUUGUGGAGCGCAGGGAAACUUGACAAACCCUCACACAGCGUCCCCUUGGUAAUCCUGCCGAUGGUCUGUUGUGGCGACCCGAGUCACUGCUGCUGCACUGUGCCGGGGCAAGGUGGCUCGUGGCAGAUGGCACUGUUCACUGUGGUGUUGGCUGCUGCACUGUGCCGGGGAAAGGUGGCUCGGGUCAGGCGUCACUGUUCACUGUGGUGUGGCUUGUUGGCUGCUGCACUGUGCCGGGGCAAGGUGGCUCGGGGCAGACGGCACUGUUCACUGUGGUGUGGCUUGUUGGCUGCUGCACUGUGCCGUGGCAAAGUGGCUCGGGGCAGACGGCACUGUUCACUGUGGUGUGGCUUGUUGGCUGCUGCACUGUGCUGGGGCAAGGUGGCUUGGGGCAGACGGCACUGUUCACUGUGGUGUUGGGUGCUGCAAUGUGCCGGGACAAGGUGGCUUGGGGCAGACAGCACUGUUCACUGUGGUGUUGGCUGCUGCCUUGUGCCAGGACAAGGUGGCUCGGGGCAGACAGCACUGUUCACUGUGGUGUUGGCUGCUGCCUUGUGCCGGGACAAGGUGGCUCGGGGCAGACAGCACUGUUCACUGUGGUGUUGGCUGCUGCCUUGUGCCAGGACAAGGUGGCUUGGGGCAGACGGCACUGUUGACUGUGGUGUUGGCUGCUGCCUUGUGCCGGGACAAGGUGGCUCGGGGCAGACAGCACUGUUCACUGUGGUGUUGGCUGCUGCACUGUGCCGGGGCAAGGUGGCUCGGGGCAGAUGGCACUGUUCACUGUGGUGUUGGCUGCUGCACUGUGCCGGGGCAAGGUGGUUUGGGGCAGAUGGCACUGUUCACUGUGGUGUUGGCUGCUGCACUGUGCCGGGGCAAGGUGGCUCGGGGCAGACGGCACUGUUCACUGUGGUGUUGGCUGCUGCACUGUGCCAGGGCAAGAUGGUUCGGGGCAGGCAGCACUGUUCACUGUGGUGUGACUUGUUGGCUGCUGCACUGUGCCGGGGCAAGGUGGCUUGGGGCAGACGGCACUGUUCACUGUGGUGUUGGCUGCUGCACUGUGCCGGGGCAAGGUGGCUCGGGGCAGACGGCAUUGUUCACUGUGGUGUUGGCUGCUGCACUGUGCCGGGGCAAGGUGGCUUGGGGCAUACGGCACUGUUCACUGUGGUGUGAUUUGUUGGCUGCUGCACUGUGCCGGGGCAAGGUGGCUCGGGGCAGACAGCACUGUUCACUGUGGUGUUGGCUGCUGCACUGUGCCGGGACAAGGUGGCUCGGGGCAGACUGCACUGUUCACUGUGGUGUUGGUGCAUCUCUCAGCAGUCAGCCACAACACGGUGCCAGUUCUCCCAGGUGGUGUUGAUGACUGGCUCCCCGUCACACACACACAGCAGCACAACACACUACCUCAGAAGUGGGUCUUCAUGUGCCGGGCAAUGUGCCCCUUCGUGUUAAAGUGCUUCCCACACACUUGAACUCUCUCAGGCCAGAGUGUCUGAACAUGUGACGCUCCAGGGUUUGCUUCUCUCUGAACCUUUCUCCACAUUCCAGACACUCAUGAGGCCUUUCACCAAUGUGUGUAUGUUGAGGCCACCCUUCUGUGUAAACCUUUGGCCACAAACUUCACAUUCAUGAGGCCUUUCACCAGUGUGUGUGUGUUGAGGCCACCCUUCUGUGUAAACCUUUGGCCACAAACUUCACAUUCAUGAGGCCUUUCACCAGUGUGUGUGUGUUGAGGCCACCCUUCUGUGUAAACCUUUGGCCACAAACUUCACAUUCAUGAGGCCUUUCACCAGUGUGUGUGUGUUGAGGCCACCCUUCUGUGUAAACCUUUGGCCACAAACUUCACAUUCAUGAGGCCUUUCACCAGUGUGUGUAAGGGCGUGUGUGUUGAGGCCACGCUUCUGUGUAAACCUUUGGUCACAAACUUCACAUUCAUGAGACCUUUCACCGGUGUGUGUGUGUUGAGGCCACCCUUCUGUGUAGACCUUUUGCCACAAACUUCAUAUUCAUGAGGUCAUUCACCAGU